This is a messenger RNA of Miniopterus natalensis, 3368 nucleotides long. The record is from RefSeq and is a predicted model, not a curated record. NCBI's taxonomy places the organism in Eukaryota, Metazoa, Chordata, Mammalia, Chiroptera, Miniopteridae.
CCUGCCCGGCGCCCGCUAAACGCGGCUUCUCCUUAGGGAGCCCGGCCCCGGGAACUCAGGAGGGGAGCUGCGGGUGUUGGGAGAAAAGAGUUGCCUUUGGCUUUCUAAUAGGACUUUCUCUUACCUAAAGUGUACUAGGAAAGGUGUGUUCCCCUUGGCUUUGAAGGUGCUAACUCUGACCAUUUUAACUUUCUUUCAGUUCUGUUAUGAGUUGCUAAAAUCAUGGUGAAAUGUUGCUCGGCGAUUGGAUGUGCUUCUCGCUGUUUGCCAAAUUCCAAGUUAAAAGGACUGACUUUCCAUGUAUUCCCCACAGAUGAAAAUGUCAAAAGAAAAUGGGUAUUAGCAAUGAAAAGACUUGAUGUGAAUGCUGCAGGCAUUUGGGAGCCUAAAAAAGGAGAUGUGUUGUGUUCAAGGCACUUUAAGAAGACAGAUUUUGACAGAAGUUCUCCAAAUAUUAAACUGAAACCUGGAGUCAUACCUUCUAUCUUUGAUUCUCCAUCUCACUUACAGGGGAAAAGAGAAAAGCUGCAUUGUAGGAAAAACUUCACCCUCAAAACCCUUCCAGUCACAAACCACAAUCACCAGCUUGUUGGUGCUUCCUCGUGUAUUGAAGAAUUUCAAUCCCAGUUUAUUUUUGAACACAGCUACAGUGUAAUGGACAGUCCAAAGAAACUUAAGCAUAAAUUAGAUCAUGUGAUCAGUGAGCUAGAGGAUACCAAGAAAAGUCUGCGGAAUGUUUUAGACCGAGAAAAACGUUUCCAAAAAUCAUUGAGGAAGACAAUCAGAGAAUUAAAGGAUGAAUGUCUCAUCGGCCAAGAAACGGCAAAUAGACUGGAAGCUUUCUGUUGGGUGUAUUGUCAGGAGAGCAUAGAUCAAGACUAUAUUUCAUGAAAUAAUUUUAUGUUAUGUUCUACCUAAAAUUGACAUUGUUCAGCUUUUUAGAAAAUAAUUCUUAUUUACUGUCAUUAAAUAUUAUCCAUCAUUUAGAGUGCUUCUCUGGAUCCUCUGCAGCAUUAAGCAUUAUAGUUCUUAUCCAAAGACCUUUUUUAAAGAGAUUCAGAAAUUUGUGCUAGUUUUCAUGUUUUUGUGUGACUUGUGGCAAUUAUGUUUUUAUAGACCUAAACUAGUGCCAGGUCAUUAUUGUAAGAUGUUGAAAGAUCAUGAAAAUUCCUUUAGACUAAGGAAAUGGUAUCAAACCAGGCAUGUUAAGCUAUAGUAGUAGGAACUGACCACUUCUUCAGCAGCAGCAGAUUUUUUACUUCAAAGGAGUACUUUUAUUAUUAUUUACGUAGAUAGUCUUUAUGGUAAAUAUGUUGAAUUGUACUUUAAAUGUAUCUUACUAUAAAGCAGAAUUUAUUUAUAACACAUGUCAAUCUUGGAUCCAAUCCAAGGUGCUUUUGUUAUCAGUAAUAUCAAAAGAUCUUUUUACAAGACAUCCUGUAGUACUGAUCCUGAGGAUAGCAUAUGGUGCGGAUCUUUUGACUUUUAAAGUUGUCCAGAGACAAGUUAAGAAGGCCCAGACGAGGUCUCAGUUUCUCAGUGCAGUACAUUAUUAUUCUCACUAGGAGCACUUUGAUGUAAACCUGCAGAGCUUUAAAAAUUUUAGAAAAGGUCAUAAAUCUGAUUUUUCUCAUAGCUAGUUACUCUGACAGUUCUGAACAUUUUGUUUUAGGACUGUUACUUCAUCAUAAAGGUAUAUCUUCAAAAUCUGAAUGCCAGUAUUAGAUGAAUACUUUUGAUGCUGCUUUAUAUUUUACAGAAAGAAAUGUUGCUGAGAUUUUUUUAAAAUACAAAAUAUAGAAGAAACCAUUAAAAAUGAUGUAGCUCUUCCAGCAGAAAUAGAAUUGGAGAAAGGAUACGAUAUUUUCCUUUAAUUGGAAGAGUAGAUUACCAUCGAGAAGCUUUUAUAUAGAGAAAUAGGUUAGAAAAACAGUAGCUUUAGAAUAGUUUCUUACUGAAUAUACAGAUAAUAAUUCUCUCUAUAGCUAUUUUCUGAUUCAUCUAAGUGUCAGAAAUUUUGGUUUUCUCCCAAUUUCUUAGUAAAAGCAACUGAAAUUAAGAGUCAUAAACACUAUGGAUUAGAAUAAAAUUUACUAGCCCAAAGUCAAAUUCUACUUUGAUGCAUAUGUACAUAUGUGAAUCUCAUUCAGACAUCUCUGCUCUAGUAGUUAGAAUUUGAGUGUCAAUUAUUUCAAUGUGUUAACUAGAAAUGAACUGCAUUUUGUGCUAAAAUGUUCAUUAUAAGUUUGUUUGUGUUAUAUAAGUAUCAGUAAGGAUAUGGUCACUUGAAUUUUUUUAUAUUUAAGAAUUUUGUUUUAAUGCAUGUUGUAUUUUUAUGUAGGAUUCCAAACCUUCCCUCUGAGUGGGAUUUUACCCACAUUUGACAGGUCAGCUUUAUGUUAAGAAAUCACUGAGGUGAUUUUAAAAAACUCAUUAGCUACCCAUUAUUUAUUUUGGUUGUUUAAUUUUGAAUUCAUAAUGGACACUCUAAAUGGGAAAUUAGGGUGUGACCUUAGGUUUUAUGGCGAUUCUGUGACAGAUACUGAGAUUUUUUUCCCUCUCCCUGUUUUUGAGUAUAAAAAUUAAGAUCAGUGGACAGUGGGAAAAGUAAAAGGAUAGAUCCAAAGCAGUGUGUCCAAAUUCUAGAUCUCCACAGGCUGCUUAGAAUAAGUCAAGCCCGGGAGAACUUCGCAAAAGUCAGGUCCCAGCUGCUGCCACUCUCACAGUUGCCAGUCGCUUUCCUACUUGUGUUCAGAAUGAAUUUAGCCCUUGGGUUCUUUUUCAUUGGUCUCAGUAUCACUAAGCAAGAGAGAACUGUGGGAAAAAUAUUGGUUUCAUCAAUGACUUGGAGCUACUCAUUUGCUCUUUAUUUUUAUGGAGAAGUGAUUACCAAUAGAAAUAUGACAUAACAAAUAAGGCCCUCCCCACCUGUCUCCCCAAACAAAUGCCUGAACACAGUAUAUACCUCGGUUCCCUGUUCCCAGAGAACAGUUCUUGGCCUGGGGAAGGACUGUCCUAUGCAGAGCAAAACCAGUCAUCCCCCAUCCAGAGGUUCCUCAAGCAACCAAGGCCAACCUAAGGGUUUCACUUUGCUUUAAAGUUUGGAGUAGCUUCUGGAUUCUGGAACAAGCCAAUAUACCAGUUCAACCUCAGCACCAAAUCAGGUACGAAGGACUUGACAUGCAUUUUUCUCCAUAUCAAGUUUAAAUCUUUAGACUUUGGUUCCUAAAGGUAGUUACAAUUAUAGCAUAGUCUUUGAGAAAAAAUGAAAUGUAUUAAAAUAUGUAUACUUAGUUUUGUUACAGAAAUAAUUGGGUGAAGAAUCCAUUAUAUAUUUGAAAAUAUAAAAUAUUUUCUUUAGUAAUGUA